Molecule: messenger RNA, 2182 nt
Organism: Cercospora beticola
Lineage: Eukaryota; Fungi; Ascomycota; Dothideomycetes; Mycosphaerellales; Mycosphaerellaceae
Product: metallophosphoesterase family protein
Biological process (GO): nucleotide catabolic process
Cellular component (GO): cytosol
Molecular function (GO): hydrolase activity
Source: RefSeq, a predicted model, not a curated record
GCUCGAGCGGGCACGCGUUGACGGGAGAGCUCUCGACGUGCUCCUCGUCGCACAACUCUUGCAGCUUCCAUCUAGAUACGCCUCGUCAAGAUGGCUUUCUCACGUAUACCUUUGCUGCUGACUGUUCUUCAUCUCGCUGCUGGUGAACAGCCCUCCGCCCCAGCUCCCAUCGCCGCACCCCUCCGAGAGCUCCCGUGGGGCCAGCUCAACUUCCUGCACACCACCGACACCCACGGCUGGCACGGCGGGCAUCUGCAGGAAGCGCAGUACUCGGCAGACUGGGGCGACUAUAUCUCUUUCGCCCACCACCUGCGCAAGAGAGCUGAUGACGAUGGCAGCGAUCUGCUCCUCAUCGAUACGGGCGAUCGAGUAGAGGGCAACGGGCUGUACGAUGCCAGCGACCCCAAGGGCAAGUACACAUUAGACGUGAUCAAGCACCAGAGCAUAGACGUUAUGAGCGUGGGCAACCACGAGCUGUACAAGCAGAACACCAGCAUCAACGAAUUCAACAAUGUCGUACCAGCAUUCAACGAUGCGUAUCUAGCGAGCAAUCUCGACAUUAUCAGCCCGAAGACUGGGGAGCAAGUACCUCUCGCGAGGAGGUUCAAGAAGUUCGUCACCAAGAACCAGGGUAUUCGGAUAGUGGCAUUCGGCUAUCUCUUCAAUUUCAAGGGUAAUGCGAACAAUACAAUUGUGAAGCCGGUUCAGGACACGAUCAAGGAACAGUGGUUCAAGGACGCCAUCGCCGACAAAGAGGUGGACUUAUUUCUGGUGAUCGGACAUGUGCCUGUCAGAGAUACUCCCGAAUUUGAGGCUGUGUACAAAGCGAUCCGACAGGAGAAUUGGGACACUCCGAUCGUGUUUUUCGGCGGACACACGCAUAUCCGUGACUACCGCAAAUUUGAGAAGAAGGCGUGGGGGUUGGAAAGCGGUCGCUACAUGGAGACUCUGGGCUUCCUUUCCAUCGAUGGUCUGAGCACCGGCAAGAGGGAUGUCCCGACUGCCAGUAAAUCGGUGGAGUACAGGAGAUUAUACAUUGACAACAACUUGUUCUCGAUGCAUCAUCAUUCGGGCACAAACGAGACCACCUUUGGCACAGAACUCGGCAGGAACGUGUCGAAAGCCAUCACAGAAGCUAGGAAAGAACUCAAGCUCGAUCACACUUUUGGUUGUGCACCACAAGAUUACUGGCUCAGUCGAGUGCCAUAUCCAUCGAACAACAGUCUUUUGACAUUGUUGGAGACGCAGGUGCUUCCAGAUGCGCUCAGAAGCAUCAAGCAGCCUACUAUUGCUAUCACGAACAGUGGUGCUCUACGUUUUGACAUCUUCAAGGGCCCAUUCACGAUCGACUCCACCUUCCUCGUCUCGCCUUUCACCAGUGGAUUCAGAGUGCUAAAGGACGUCCCUUUUAAAGCCGCCAACAAAGUCUUGCAAACUCUGAACGACCAGGGGCCAAUCCUCCACGCAGACAUGAUUGCCAUGGCAGGAGAGGACAAGAGCACGUUGAAGGAGCUGGUUCCACAUCACCCAGUCCGAGCUGAUAGCUUGUUAUCUGCUGAUGAGUCGCCGUCAAGACUUCAGCCUUUGUUGGGCGCUCAAAGUCAGACGCCUUUCGGCAGUGGCGACGGCGACGCGCCCCAGGUGCCAGGAUAUACGACCAAAGACGACGCAGGAACGGAUGGCGACGAUACGAUUCAUCAGCGCAUCAACUUCUACAAUGUGCCCAAUGUGAUCGGCUCGAACGUCAGCUUUCCGGCUACCACUACUGAUCCUGACACUGUGGACUUGCUGUACAACGAAUUCAUUGAGAACUUUGUACUGCUUGCUUUGAGAUACCUGGGCGAAAAGCGCGAACCGAAAGAUUCGAGUCGUGCUGUUGAUGGCAAGACCCUUACAGAUGUGAUUUCUGAGUGGAUCCAGGAUCAUUGGCAGUGCCAAUGAUACUGCGAAAUAACACGCUCGAAUUAUUCAUUCUCGAAGCACAUGUGCAUCGCACGCGAUGCGCCAAACAUUCUUCGAUCAUCCUUGGCAGAUUCCAAUGCUGCAAGUAUGUCCCCAUUUCUCGCGCUGAUUGCCGAAAGAGGCAUCCUGACAGCACAAUGCUCAAUAUGUGAGACAUGCCGGGCUACGGGCCGAUGCAAAGGAUUCAUUGCCGAAUGCCUUGAUCUGUGUGGUAUUUCAC